This is a messenger RNA of Rotaria sp. Silwood2, 1407 nucleotides long. Lineage: Eukaryota; Metazoa; Rotifera; Eurotatoria; Philodinida; Philodinidae. The record is from the annotation of a GenBank genome assembly.
UAGAUUUUUACUUAAAUGACGUACACUUCAUAAUUUAAGAUUCAUUGAGAAUCAAUCUUAGAGACCCUUUUACGAUGUAAUUGAUAAUUCAACAUUACUUUUCCCUGUUUGUACUACUCUGGCUAGUUAAACGAGGAGAAACUUGGUAUCCCACUGAUACGAAUUAUGAAGACACAGAAAAUAUAUUGGUUAACAUAUGCGUCGAACUUUCUAGAGUUAUAUUGUAUUUCUCUGCAUAAUCACGAAAUAGAAGAUGAUCAUGAUAAUGAUAAUGAUGUUUCCAGUGAUCUACAGUACUUAAAAAUUGUUCCUAAGUAUUCAUUAUUCGAUACGAAUCAUUACUAUAGAACUCUCCACUAGAUGUUUUUCUAUGAUGCUCGUUUCUGUAAUGGAUUUCUAUUGAAAUAUUUUUCCACGAUGUAUGUCUAGCAAACAGGCGGUUUCUAGACCUCUGAAAACCUAAGGUUGUUGCUAGUAAAAUCCUUUCGAAUAAUAUCAAUUUAACAUUAUUUUAGCUGUCAGUUCCUUGUAGACUUUUGAGAAUGUUACCUGUAUCGUCACACAUUUUUGUAUAGAAUGCAGUUUUUUAUUCUAUUCGUUCAAAUAAAAUCUUGUAUAGUCUCAUACAUAAGUGUUUCAGCGACUGUGAGCCAAUUCUAAUUUGUUUCGAUUAUUAUUUACUCUUUACAAGUUCAAUAAAUUGUGUAACAUAAGAAAAAUAUUAAGCCACAUACAGUACAAGAUGCUAUUCAUGUUUCACAUUUUGAUAAGAACUUGAUAAUUAGUUUUAUGAAUUGACUUUUUGCAGCAGUCGAUGCUACUCCCACCUCGAUGGUGCCACAUACUGUGCCAUGUUCUCCUGAUGUUGGUAAAAUCAUUCUUGUUGUAAUGGCUGGUGAACAUCGAACACAAAUUCGGGAUGAUGAAUCAACAAGAGCUGCAUUGAUCGACAACACUCGAAAUCAUCAACAUCUAGCCAUUGUACUCUAUGAAGAUACUAUCUAUCUGCUACGCAUACAAUUAGAAUGCACUAGACCACAGGUUAGCGAUUCAAAUGACAAUAACUGUAACCUGCCUCAUGAUGUGGCUGCUUGGAUUGAUGUCAACAAUGACGGCAAAUAUGAUGACACAGAAUAUGCAGCUCCGUAUCGCUGGCCGCUCACCAGCUAUGUACCUCAAGGCAUCUAUGAUCUACAAAUAUAUGUACCCAUCAUCGAUGGAAUCAAGAUGAAAAGUGGACCACAUCGGUUGCGCCUUGACGUAAUGUUAAAUGAACAGUAUCGUGAAAAAUGUGGCAAGAAUUUUUAUAGAGAGACACGGGAAUACAGUGUUACCAUUGUUCCAAAUACUAUGAAGCAAUCAGGUAACUAUUUUUCUUCUACUAACCAGAAACACCAAAACUUAUGA